Molecule: messenger RNA, 4876 nt
Organism: Phyllopteryx taeniolatus (common seadragon)
Lineage: Eukaryota; Metazoa; Chordata; Actinopteri; Syngnathiformes; Syngnathidae
Gene: sv2
Product: synaptic vesicle glycoprotein 2
Exons: 13
Coding region: 870-2492 (540 amino acids)
Biological process (GO): transmembrane transport
Cellular component (GO): membrane
Molecular function (GO): transmembrane transporter activity
Source: RefSeq, a predicted model, not a curated record
CAGGUUAGAGCGUCUGCCUCUCACAGUUCUGCGGACCGGGGUUCAAUCCCCGCCUGUGUGGAGUUUGCAUGUUCUCCACGUGCCUGCGUGGGUUUUCUCCGGGCUCUCCGGUUUCCUCCCACAUCCCAAAAACAUGCAUGAUAUGUUAAUUGAAGACUCUAAAUUGCCCGUAAAUUGUUUGUUUGUAUGUGCCCUGCGAUUGGCUGGCAACCAGUUCAGGGUGUACCUCGCCUCCUACCCGAUGAUGGCGGGGAUAGGCUACAGCACUCCCGCGACCCUUGUGAGGAUAAGCGGCACUACAGCACUGCUAAUGAAGUAGGGGCAAAGUCGUUAGCGCAUUCCGUCUGUGGACGUCAAAUGCCAAAGAACAAGGAAACCACUACAUUGUGCUGGAAAUAGUCACAACAACGCACAGCAAGAGAACUGAGAAUUACCCUUUUACAGAUUGGGCUUCUUUAAAAAUAUUCUGUAUUGAUAUAACACGCUUAGUGUUGACAAACACGUAAACCGAACGAAACUCGGUUGAAGAGAUGAGCAAGUUAUGACUGAAUUGCAAUGUCCAUGCUUUGCCUUUGACGGGGACGUCGCCUCUUCCAACAUGGCCUCCAAGUAGGCACGUCUAUUAGUUGGGUUGCCACAGCGCCCUGGCGUAUCUAGUCUUCUCGUCAUCUCUAUAAACUAGGCGCCAGCUUCACUUCCUGGUUAGCUUAGCGAGCUAGCCUAGCCAAGUCGCUCGCAACCUGCUUGAGCGGCUCAGUCACGGGACCUAUUGAGCAAACUCGGCGGCUUGAAAAAAAAAAAAACAAAGACUCGUGGCAGGGCAGCGAAGGAGCAGUUUGCCUGACUGCAAAUGACAACCGAGUUUGGGGAUGCCUUCUGUCAAUUCAACCGGAGAUGAAGAGCCGCUUCUCUCUGGAAAACGUCAGCUGUACAACGAGGCGGACUCGGAUAAUGAAGGUGAAACUUUAUUUGAGAGGAGCACAUCAAACGAACGCAAUGCUGAUGAGGACGCACGCACCAGAUUGACAUACGAGGAAGCCAUCGAGGCAGCAGGCUUCGGCUCGUUCCACUGGCUGCUGCUGCUGGUGUGCGGCUGGGCUAACGCCAGCGACGCCGUCGAGAUCGUGGGCGUCUCCUUCCUGCUGCCCACCGCCCGCUGCGACCUCCUGCUCAGCUCAUCCGACAUGGGCCUGCUGACCGCCUCCAUUUUCCUCGGCAUGAUGGUGGGCGGCUACAUGUGGGGUUACAUGGCCGACCGGAGGGGGCGCAGCAGAGUCUUGGUGGUCUCCCUGACCGUCAACGGCCUGUUCGGAGGCCUGGCCAGCGCGGCGCCGUGGUUCUGGCUCUUCCUGCUACUCAGGUUCAUCAGCGGUGUGGGGGUUGGCGGGUCCAUUCCUGUCAUCUUUUCCUACUUCUCAGAGUUUAUGCCCCGACUGAGGCGAGGUGCCAUGAUCAGCGCUCUGGCCACCUUCUGGAUGGCGGGGAACAUUCUGGCUGCAGGCCUGGCCUGGUUGGUGAUCCCCAGAAGCUGGGCGCAUUUUUCCCUGGGCCCACUGGACUUCCAGAGCUGGCGAGUGUUCGUUGUACUCUGCUCCAUCCCAAGCAUCACAUCAGCGCUCAUCUUCAAGCUGUUCAUGCCCGAGAGCCCCAAAUUCCUCAUGGAGGCUGGUCGAGAGAGAGAAGCGAUCCACGUCUUCCGCCAGAUGUUCCGACUCAACAUGCGUGGGAAAGGAGCAUCUUUCCCAGACUUUUCUUUGCACGUGAACAUGAAGCAAAGAGAGCACAAGACUGAGAUUCGACAGCCCUGUGGACGACUCGCCGCUAUUCUCAAACAGGGUCUGAUGCCGGUCCGGCAGAUGUUUGACGGGAACCUCAAAUCCAGGAGCAUCGUGCUGCUAGUCAUCUUUUACUGCAUCUCUUUCGGUUACUACGGUCUGUGGAUGUGGUUCCCCGAACUUUUCGCCCGAAUGGAGGCCGGCGGCUCCCCGUGCGCCAACAUGUCAGCCGGGUCUGAACAGCGGAACCGCAGCUGCUACCCUGUCAACACCGUCGUGUACGAGGAGGGCUUCUUCAUCGCCGCCGCCAACCUUCCCGGCAACAUCUUCACCAUUCUGGUCAUUGACAACGUUGGAGGGAAGCUGCUGCUCUCGGGCAGCCUGCUGAUGUCCAGCCUCAGCGUGUUCCUCAUCUACGUGGUGCAGACCAAAACACAAAGUCUGGUGUUGUCCUGUUUGUUCAGCGGCGUGUCCGUCAUCACCUGGAACGCUCUGGACGUCGUGGGCACGGAGCUCUACCCCACGCAGCUACGUUCGUCGGCGCUGGGCUUCUUCGCGGGGGCGGGCCGAGUGGCGGCCAUCACGGGGAACAUGGCCUUUGGCAAUUUGGUGGACUCGGACUGCGCCGUGCCCGUCCUGCUGGUGUCGGUUGUGCUGCUUGCCGGCGGCAUGGCGGCGUUCUUCCUGCCGCGCAGCAAACAGACUGAGCUCACCUGAGCUUCACCAAAACGCCGCUCCGAUAUACAGACCCUUUCCAAAAUAUUAGAAUAUCAUGGAAAAGUUUGUUUAUUUCCAUAAUUCCAUUCAAAAGGUUAAACUUUCAUAGAUCAUAGAUUCAGGGCCAACAAUUUAGUUGUAUUUCUUUGUUUAUGUUUACAUAAUUUGGACUUCCAGCUCAUAAAACCCACAAAAUCAGGAAUAAAAAAAAAAUUUGAAGAAAUCAGACCAAAUUUUGCAGGCCAUAAAUGUAUUAAACUGAGUGUCACACACUAAUUAUCUACUAAUCUCAAAGCACUUACACAGGUUUCCCCACGUGUCAUUAAAUUGCUUCAGUUUGGUUCAAUUGUCUCAGUUGGAUUCAAUAUGGGGAAGACUGCAGACUUAACAACUGGCUAGAAGGCCAUCAUUGAUACCCUCCAUAGGAUGGGUAAGCCACAAAAGGUCAUAGCUAAGGAGGCUGGCUGUUCACAGAGUCCUGUGUCCAAGCAUAUCAAUGGAAGGACAAAAUGUGGCAAGAGAAGACGCACCAACAAAAGAGAUGACCGUGGGCUUCAGCGGAUUAUUAAAAAGAGAAGAUUCAAGAAUUAAGCAGAGAUCCAGAAAGAAUGGAAUGAGGCGGGAGCCACACGUUCAAAAACCACCACAUUCAAACGCAUCCGGGAGAUGGGCUACAACUGUCGGUUUCCUCGAGUCAAGUCGCUUCUGAGCCUGAGCCAACGGAGGAAGCGUCGCAACUGGGCCAAGGAGAAGAAGGACUGGACUGUCGGCCAGUGGUCCGAGGUCCUCUUUUCCGAUGAAAGUAAAGUGUGCCUUUCAUUGGGAAAUCAAGGUCCGAGAGUUUCGAGGAAGACGGGUGGAGAACAGAACCCGAGCUGCUUGAGGUCCAGUGUGAAAUAUUCACAGUCGGUCAUGAUUUGGGGUGCAAUGUCCAGUGCAGGUGUUGGUAAACUCUGCUUUGUUAAAUCCAAGGUCACCGCAACAGUCUACCAGAAUGUUUUAGAGUACUUCAUGAUUCCUUCUGCUGAGGAUCUGUAUGAAGAUGCAGAUUUCAUCUUCCAGCAGGACCUGGCCCCUUCCCAUACCGCCAGAAGGACCAAAACCUGGUUUGAUGCCCAUGCCAUCACAGUGCUUGACUGGCCAGCCAACUCACCAGAUCUAAACCCCAUUGAGAAUCUAUGGAGUAUUAUCAAGAGGAAAAUGAGGGGCGCCAGACCCAAAAACAAAGAAGAACUGACAGCAAGCAUCAAGGAAAUCUGGGCUUCCAUAACUCCCAGGCAAUGCCACAGGCUGAUUGCCUCAAUGCCACGGCGCAUCCAGGCAGUGAUUAAAGCAAAAGGAUAACCAACCAAGUAUUGGAGAUGAACAUAUCAUUUUGAAAGUACCAUAUUUUGAUUCAUUUAAUGUGACCCUCAUUUCUUUCGCUUUUUUAUUUUCUACAAAAACUGACAAGCAAAUGGUGAUUUCUUCACAGUAUUAACAUUUUUUGAAUUCCUGAUUUUGUGGGUUUUAUGAGCUGAAGCCCAAAUUAUGUAAAAAUAAACAAAUAAAUACUUGAAAUUGUUCACAUUUUGGGCCCUGAAUCUAUAAUCUAUGAAAGUUUAACUUUCCGAAUGGAAUUAUGGAACUAAAUAAACUUUUCCAUGAUAUUCAAAUUUUUUUUGCAAAGGGUGUGUGUGUGUGUGUGUGUGUAUAUAUAUAUAUAUAUAUAUAUAUAUAUAUAUAUACAUAUAUAUAUACAUAUAUGUAUGUGUAUAUAUAUAUAUACAUACACACAUAUAUAUAUAUAUAUAUAUAUAUAUAUACACACACACACACACACACACAGUAUCUCAUGAACGUGAGUACACCUCUCACAUUUUUGUAAAUAUGUAUAUUAGAGUCAAUAUAAAGUCUACCCACUCCUCUGUCGAAGGCCUUGUUUUGUGAUCUAAAAGAUGAAGCCAUGAUAUAUCAUUUCAAAACCUUAUCCACCAUUAAUGUGAUCUUAUAGGAAAUUCUCCACUGCUUUGCAAUCCUAAUAAGUGUAAAUUUACUGUCCCCUCAAAAUAACUCAACACACAGUCAUUAUUGCCUAAAGAGCUGGCAACAAAAGUGAGUACACCCCUAAGUGAAAAUGUCCAAAUUGGUUAUGGGGUGUAAAUAGUCUAUAUUUCACUAAAAAGUUGAUUUGUAUCAAUUUGUAUUUGAGUUGUAUCACUCACGUUUGUGAGAUUUCUGUAUAUUUUUUACAUUGCUCAAUUGAGUCGAUACAAUCAAAGAACUGAAAGUUAUUGUACAAAAUCAAAGGCUUUAUUUUUCAUUUGUUUGAUUAUUAUUGAUAUUUUGUGUUGUGUAUAUUUUUUCAACAGGCAUUGGAAAAGAAAAUAUCUUUUUUUAUCAUU